AUGCAGUACACCAUCCUUCUCUCGGCCCUAGCCGCCUCCCUCGCCUCCGCCGCCCCCUCGGCCUUCUCCCCCUCAACCCUCCGUCACAUUCAUCGACGUGACGCAACCCCCGCCGCGCAACCUUCUCCAGAGCCGCACCCCAGCGUCCGCCCGGACCCGACGCGGCGCCGCGGCCGUGACCCCGCAGCUCUUCAUCGAGGACCCGGCCGACUCCAAAAAUGCGCCGUGUCCAACUUCGCCGACCGCACCACGGCCUUUUCGGCCUCGCUCGAGGACUGUCUGUGCAUCGCGGAGAACCUGGCCCAGCCCGAGUGGAAGGGCAAGUUCCUCAUGCGGCCCAUCGACGGCACCAAGUUUGGCGCCACCGCCGUGGGGUGCCGCAGCUGCGCGUUUCUCGUGGCCACUGACGACGAGUUCGGCACGAAUGUCGGCGCGGAUGACGUGCGCGAGUUUAUCGAGGAGGCUGUUGAUCGGUUCGGUGCCAACUUCACCAUGGUGAUCGCGACGCACCCUUUCCGGCCCCGCAUCGGUGCUUGCGGGGGCCGGGACGGAGGCCGCUUCUCCUGCCCGAUCGCAUCGAGGCUCUCCGUGCUCACUGGUCGGACGAGUGAACGGAUGCGAGACCCUACCAUGCAAAGCUUUGAACCCAUGAACACGGAUUUCCUCAUCAGCUUGGCCCUUAGCUGCACGGUCGGCUGCGGAUGGAUCUGGACCAUGAUGAAGCGCAAGGAGAUCCGUAUCAAGUACGGCAUCAAGGGUGGCGCCAUGGGCGACUGCUGCACGGCGUACUGGUGCACCUGUUGUGCGACCAUCCAGCAGGAAAAGGAAGUUGUUACGCGCACCAAGGGCCUCGAAGGCGUGGUCCAGCAGGGUUACCAGGCCCCUGUCGCCAUGAAGGCCGUGCCUCAGUGA
Molecule: messenger RNA, 912 nt
Organism: Parascedosporium putredinis
Lineage: Eukaryota; Fungi; Ascomycota; Sordariomycetes; Microascales; Microascaceae
Source: the annotation of a GenBank genome assembly